Hevea brasiliensis (rubber tree) is the source of this 1151-nucleotide messenger RNA. RefSeq names its product auxin-responsive protein IAA14. The record is from RefSeq and is a predicted model, not a curated record. The transcript has 5 exons. Gene Ontology annotation, molecular function: protein binding. Lineage: Eukaryota; Viridiplantae; Streptophyta; Magnoliopsida; Malpighiales; Euphorbiaceae. Bases 162 to 893 code for a protein of 243 amino acids. Gene Ontology annotation, cellular component: nucleus. Gene Ontology annotation, biological process: regulation of DNA-templated transcription.
UCUCUCUAGCUAGCUUGCAAAACAGAGAAGAGGACACUACAAGGAAGAAGUAAAGCUAUCAACAGCAACUAUAACAAGGAAAAAACGAAGCAAUAAUACAAGAAAGAAAGGGAAAAGAAAUCUUGGAGCUUACUAAACCACUGUCAAGGGUGGCCAAGAAAAUGGCGUGCGUGCUAGGAGGAGCCGACGGAGAUUUGAACUACGAGGAAACUGAGCUGUGUCUAGGAUUGCCUGGUGGUGGAAAAUCUGAGGUGGAGACCACCACACCUAAGGCUCCUGGGAAAAGAGGAUUUGCAGAGACUGUUGAUUUGAAGCUUAAUCUUCAGGGUAAGGAUGCUGUCAUGGAUCUGAAUGAUAAUAUCAAGAAUGCUUCAAAGGACAAGAACCACCUUCCUGCUGCUACCGUCAAGGACCCCGCCAAGCCACCAGCCAAGGCACAAGUUGUGGGUUGGCCACCAGUUAGAUGUUACAGGAAGAACAUUAUGGCUCAGAAGAACACCAGCGAGGUAGGUGAGAAAGCAAGUGGCAAUAGUGCAGCAUUUGUGAAGGUUUGCAUGGAUGGUGCACCUUAUCUUCGUAAGGUAGACCUGAAGAUGUACAAAAGCUACCAAGAGCUCUCUGAUGCCUUGGCCAAAAUGUUCAGUUCCUUCACUAUGGGUAAUUAUGGAGCCCAGGGAAUGAUAGACUUCAUGAAUGGAAGCAAAUUGAUGGAUCUUCUCAACAGCUCUGAGUAUGUGCCAACCUAUGAAGACAAGGAUGGUGACUGGAUGCUCGUGGGUGAUGUUCCAUGGGAGAUGUUUGUGGAAUCAUGCAAGCGCUUGCGCAUUAUGAAAGGAUCUGAAGCUAUUGGACUUGCACCAAGAGCUAUGGAGAAAUGCAAGAGCAGAACCUGAAAUGAGCAAACCACACUUAAAUUUCAGCUUGCAAGCUGCGGUAUACUGUGCUAGAUUCCUCUAUAUUUAGUCUUCAUAUCCAAGAAGGCUAUCGGUAGACGACAAGGCACUAGUGCAAGCAAAACAAAAAUGGUGUUUCUUUGGAUGUGUCUGUGCUUUUAAUUUGGUGGUAUAUAGAUGUAUCAAAGAUCUAGGUACAUUUGUAACGAACAAGAAGCAAUAAACCUUAACCCUAUUGUCUGGCUUGUUUAUUGCUAA